Messenger RNA from Bipolaris maydis ATCC 48331, 249 nucleotides. Lineage: Eukaryota; Fungi; Ascomycota; Dothideomycetes; Pleosporales; Pleosporaceae. The record is from RefSeq and is a predicted model, not a curated record.
CCCAUCGGCAAGAACCAGGAGCGCGGCCCCUUCAAGAUCAACGACGACGGUGACCUCGUCUUCGCUGCUGGUGGUCUGACCGGCGAUGUUGGUUUCCAGGCUUGCCCCGGCGCUGUUGGCGGAGGCUGGAAGAUCUGGCUUUCUGGUGUAGACAAGCCUGCUGGUUCUGAGGGAUGCACUCCCUUCACCAUGAAGGCGCUUAAGGAGACCGAGCCUAAGAAAUGCCUUUACUCUUCUGCUCCUGCUUAG